CGCGCCGGCUGGUAGUGUCGAGGUGAUCUUGUGUUAGAAGCCGAGUGCUUUGGUUAAACACGCUACUUCGAUGAGCGACGAACGAGAGCAGGGCCUGGUACACAGUGCGCCCAUCGGACUAUGCCCUCCCCAACUCGGGAGGAAAGCGAAGGGGAGACCGGACAGGCACAGGACGGAGCAACGGACUGCGACGGCGGGGAGAGAGGGACAGGCGGGCGUCUCGCGUGCGCUCUGGAGAUGGAGAUGACAAACCGCAGCCUGCUCGCCGACUCCAAAGUGAAUUGUGUACAUUGCGAUGGCUUGAUCAACCGAAACGGCGGGGACUCGGCAGAAGUGUCCGUGCCGCUGUGUUUGCCCGGGAAGCGGACAGCUCACAUGGAGGGAGACGAACUCCACAGACUGCGGGACAGAAAGUUUUUAUUAGAGGACAGAAAGCGCCUUUGCGCGCUGUCUUUGGGGACUGCUCUGCUCGGGAUACUGCUCAUGAUUAUCCACUCGGAGAUAUGUCCCUUCGUUUAUAAAACGGGCUCAAACAUUGCCUUAAUCGUCAAUUGUUCCAUCAGCCUGUCCACUGGGUGUCUCCUGAUCCUCAUCAUACUUUUCCACCAUAAGGACAUCAGGCUGUUUGUCAUUGACCACAAACAGGUGGACUGGCGUAUUGCCAUGAGCAGCCACAGGGUUCUUGUGAUCACUCUGGAGCUGCUGGUCUGUGUCAUCCAUCCUGUGGGCACAUACUGGGAGGUGGGCCUCCAUGCCAACUCCUCUUCCUCAGCUCCGCUCUGUAUUUCCAACCACCACGGCGAGGCCCUGAUGGACAUGGAGCUGCUGUUGUCUGUGCUGAUGUUCCUUCGCUUGUACUUGGUGCACAGAGCCAUCCUGCUGCACAGCAAAGUGCUGCUGAGCGCCUCCUACAGGAGCAUCGGCUCGCUCAACAACAUAAACUUCAGUUUCCGCUUCGUACUCAAGAUACUGAUGAACAAAUACCCGGCGCGCACGCUGCUGGCCUUCAUCCUCUUCUUCUGGCUGACUGCGUCCUGGAUGCUGACUCUGUGUGAGAGGCAGACCCCGGCAGCGACCGGCCACAUGAACACGGCUAUGUGGCUCAUCGCCAUCACCUUCCUCACCGUGGGCUACGGGGACGUGGCGCCCAACACCAGCUGUGGCAAAGCGGUGUGUCUCUUCACUGGAGUCAUGGGUGUAGCCUGCACCGCCAUGCUGGUGGCAGUUGUUACCAAGACGUUGGCGUUGAACAAAGGAGAGAAACAUGUGCACUUCUUCAUGCUGGACAUCCAGAUCUCUAAAAGGAUACGACAUGCUGCUGCCAAUGUGCUCCGGGAAUGCUGGCUUCUGCACCGCACACACCUGACCAAGGGCGACCGCGGUGAGCACCGGAGACACCAGAGAUGCCUCCUGGCAGCCAUCAGAGUGUGAGUUACUGUCUCA
Pseudoliparis swirei is the source of this 1443-nucleotide messenger RNA. It is a transcript of the gene kcnn4, whose product is annotated as potassium intermediate/small conductance calcium-activated channel, subfamily N, member 4. Gene Ontology annotation, molecular function: calmodulin binding; intermediate conductance calcium-activated potassium channel activity; small conductance calcium-activated potassium channel activity. NCBI's taxonomy places the organism in Eukaryota, Metazoa, Chordata, Actinopteri, Perciformes, Liparidae. Gene Ontology annotation, biological process: potassium ion transmembrane transport. Gene Ontology annotation, cellular component: plasma membrane; neuronal cell body; neuron projection. The transcript has 6 exons. The record is from RefSeq and is a predicted model, not a curated record. The coding region runs from base 121 to 1431 and encodes 436 amino acids.